Thyridium curvatum is the source of this 2043-nucleotide messenger RNA. RefSeq lists its product as uncharacterized. Gene Ontology annotation, molecular function: DNA binding; DNA-binding transcription factor activity, RNA polymerase II-specific; zinc ion binding. Gene Ontology annotation, biological process: DNA-templated transcription; regulation of DNA-templated transcription. NCBI's taxonomy places the organism in Eukaryota, Fungi, Ascomycota, Sordariomycetes, Thyridiales, Thyridiaceae. The record is from RefSeq and is a predicted model, not a curated record. The transcript has 3 exons. The coding region runs from base 1 to 2043 and encodes 680 amino acids. Gene Ontology annotation, cellular component: nucleus.
AUGUCCACGGCCGUCCGAGCGACUGCCCUGCGCGCAGGUGGCGCCUGUGUGCGCUGCCGCAAGGGCAAGACCAAAUGCGUCUACGAAAACGGACGCGCACCUUGCAAAAACUGCGCCAAGGGCAUGCACGAAUGCUAUCUGCCCUCCGAGUCGAUGGGCCAUGGCGGCCACGGCAUCUCGCCGGCGCGCCUCCCCCAGCGCGCACGAGAGUCCCUUCCCUCUGAGGGUCGCCCAGUCGCCACAGACAGACCGGUUCAGCCCGCCCCGGUUUCGCGUCACGCCGCGACCUCGAGCGAAAAGCUCACUCCCGAGUUGAUGGCCGAGUGCGAGCGGGUCAUUUCCAAGACGCUGCCCGCCUGCGUCGCCUUCCACAAGCCGUCAUUCCUGCAACAGCUGAAGAGCACCACCAUGGACCCGACCAUGGUCCAUGCCCUUCUCACCACCGCCGCUCGGCACUCGCCUGUUAUGAUUCGUCGCUAUGGCGGCCACGGAGGUGGCACGGCAGCAGCUGAGCAUUUUGCGCUCAAGACGAUCAAUCUCAUCAUGCAGUCGCUCGACCACCCGAGCCUUGCCGACAUCCAGGCCCUGUGCCUGCUUGUCAUUCAUGAGUGGGGCUGUCGCAACGCUGUCCGGGCCUACAUCUACCUCGGCCAAGCUGCUCGCAUGGCCCAGAUGUACAACAUUGUGCAGCAGAGCCAUGCCGCUGCCGACCCGGAGCAGUUCCUCAAGCAGGAGUCGUUCCGCCGCACUCUGUGGCUCAUCUACAUUCUCGACUGCUUCCUGACCAGCAGCCCCGGCCGCCACCCGGCUCUGUCCUCGCACGAUGUCAAUGACGUGGCCCUUCCUUGCCAGGACAUGAACUACCAUUUCGGGAGCCCCGUCUACGUUCGCACUCUCAGCGGCACCACGCCCAGCAACGCCCCGGACCCCACCAUGGCGCCGGCCGACGUUGGCGAGUUUGGCCAUAUUGUCCUGGCCACCAGGGCCUGGCGCAACGUGGUCGAGAUGAUGACCACUACGACCAUUGACACCUUUUCCGAGGAGCAGUGCGUCGAGCUGGAGCGCGACAUCGAGGCCAUCAGCCAGUCACUGCCCAUGCACUUUGCCGAGAAGCCUGGCCAGGUCAGCCUGCACAUCACCAUGGGGAGUGGCUUCACUUAUGCCAUGAUCCAUUGUCUCCUGCACUGCGCCACCAUCUUUGUCAACCGCCGGCGCAUUCUGCAGCAGGUUACAACCGAGGGGUUCAACGUCGAGGCUUGGCGCGUCUCGUCGCACACGUACAUGGUAGAUCGCAUCUUCAGCGCCUCCCACAACAUCAUCUCGAUGCUCAUUGCUCUCGAGAACGGUGCUGAUAAGGACAGCCUGUUGUGCUUCCCCAUCUUCAUGCUCUUUGCGGCAUUCACGGCUGGCUCCACCGUGGCCUAUCUGUACCUGAAGGGACUCGCCCCGCCCAACGCCACCGAGACUGCUUCGCACAUCGUGCGCGACAGCCUGCGGCUCAUGCAUGACGGCGCCGAGUCCUGGCCUCUGGUGGUCCCGUGGAACCGCCACCUCUCUGUCAUGGCCAAGGUCCUUCGGGACGUGAACUCGCGCGACGAUCGCUCGGCCUCCCAUGACGAGAACAAGGCCCCUCGGCAGGACUCGCCCUACGUUAGGGACGAUGUCGCGUCGCAGCCCGACACCAACCCUGAUGCCAUGGACUACGAGCAGCAAUCUCAGGCUCGCAACUCGCAGGAGCCGGCUCCCAAGCCCGAGAACCGCGACAGCGAGCCGCCCGUCCAGCGGCGCCCGGGCAUCGCCACCAUCAAUGGCGGCUCUGCCGGCGCAUCGACCCCGGCCACCAGCAGCCCACCUCCUGUCAACCCCGCCGCCAAGGUUGAAUCGCCCGAGCCUCAGUCCAGCCAUUCGGCGGCCGGUGCCCCAGCACCGAACCACCAGAAUGGACCUACCGUCGAGAUCACGGCCAAGGAGCUCUGCAAUGCGUUUGAGCGUCAGCUCCUGGAGCUCGACGACCUGGCGGCAUUCAUGGGCGGCGGUGUGUAA